AUGGCAGAGGCGUCGCCCCCCGCCCCGCUGUCGCCCCUGGACGUGGAGCUGGACCCCGAGUUCGAGCCGCAGAGCCGCCCCCGUUCCUGCACCUGGCCCCUGCAGAGGCCCGAGCUGCAGGCCAGCCCCGCCAAACCCGCCGGCGAGCCGCCCGCCGACGCCGCCUCCAUGAUCCCCGAAGAGGAGGACGACGAGGAGGAGGGGGGCGGCUCGGCCAUGGCCCUCGGCAACGCGGCCCCCGCCGGCGGAGAAGCGGCGGCGGCGGCGGCCACCGCCGUCCCGGAGGAGGCGGCGCGGCUGCUGGCCCCGCUGCCCGGGGGCGGCCCGGAGGGGCCGAGCCCCUCGCCGGGGGGAGCGGCGGCGGCGGGCGGCGGGGGGCUGAGCGGGGGCCCGGCGGCGGCGGCGGCGCCGAGGAAGUGCUCGUCGCGGCGCAACGCGUGGGGCAACCUCUCCUACGCCGACCUCAUCACCCGCGCCAUCGAGAGCUCCCCGGAGAAGCGCCUCACCCUCUCCCAGAUCUACGACUGGAUGGUCCGCUGCGUGCCCUACUUCAAGGACAAGGGCGACAGCAACAGCUCGGCCGGCUGGAAGAACUCAAUCCGGCACAAUUUGUCACUCCACAGCCGAUUCGUCAGGGUGCAGAAUGAAGGCACUGGGAAAAGCUCCUGGUGGAUGAUCAAUCCAGACGGUGGAAAAGGUGGCAAGGCUCCCCGGAGACGCGCUGUGUCGAUGGACAACAGCAACAAGUACACAAAGAGCAGAGGACGGGCGGCUAAGAAAAAGGCAGCCCUGCAGACUGCCCAGGAGACGAGUGAGGACAGCCCUGCUCAGCUCUCCAAGUGGCCAGGGAGUCCCACGUCCCGCAGCAGCGAUGAGCUGGAUGCGUGGACAGAUUUUCGCUCCCGUACAAAUUCAAACGCCAGUACUAUCAGUGGCCGCUUGUCACCAAUUUUGGCAAGCACUGAACUAGAUGAUGUUCAAGAUGAUGACGCUCCACUUUCUCCCAUGCUGUACAGUAGUCCUUCAAGCUUGUCCCCAUCAGUAAACAAACCGUGUACUGUGGAAUUGCCUAGGUUGACUGAUAUGGCUGGGACAAUGAAUUUGAACGAUGGACUGACAGAUAAUCUCAUGGAUGAUCUCUUGGACAAUAUAACACUCCCUCCCUCCCAGCAGUCGCCCACAGGAGGGAUAAUGCAGAGAAGCUCCAGUUUUCCAUAUGGUUCCAAAGGUUCAGGGCUGGGUUCCCCAUCAAGUAGUUUCAACAGCACCGUGUUUGGGCCGUCGUCCCUGAAUUCCCUUCGCCAGUCGCCCAUGCAGACCAUUCAGGAGAACAAGCAGGCCACCUUCUCUUCCAUUUCUCAUUACAACAACCAGACGCUGCAGGAUCUCCUCGCCUCUGAUGCACUUAGUCACAGCGAUGUCAUGAUGACACAGUCUGACCCACUCAUGUCGCAAGCCAGCACAGCUGUGUCCGCCCAGAAUUCCCGCAGGAAUAUAAUGCUCCGCAACGACCCCAUGAUGUCGUUUGCCGCGCAGUCCAGCCAGGGCGGUCUGGUCAAUCAGAGCCUGCCUCAUCACCAGCACCAGUCCCAUAACUCCUCUCUUAGUGGCAGCCGUGCCUUGUCCAAUUCCAUCAGUAACAUAGGCUUGAGUGACUCAAACAGCUUGGGAUCCACCAAACUUCAGCAGUCACCUGUCAAUCAGUCUAUGCAAACACUUUCUGACCCACUCUCAGGCUCCUCUUUGUACUCCUCUAGCGUGAACCUCCCGGUCAUGGGACACGAGAAAUUCCCAAGUGACUUGGACUUGGAUAUUUUCAAUGGGAGCUUGGAGUGUGACAUGGAGUCCAUUAUCCGCAGUGAACUCAUGGAUGCAGAUGGGCUGGAUUUUAACUUUGAUUCCCUCAUCUCAGCUCAGAACGUUGUCAGUCUGAAUGUGGGGAACUUCACUGGUGCUAAACAGGCGUCAUCACAGAGUUGGGUACCAGGCUGAAGGAUCUUUGAGAACAGGGAAAAAGGGCAAACAGGCCCUCAAACUGACACGAGAUGUAGAGAGAGAACCC
Messenger RNA from Gavia stellata (red-throated loon), 2062 nucleotides. RefSeq names its product forkhead box O3 (gene FOXO3). NCBI's taxonomy places the organism in Eukaryota, Metazoa, Chordata, Aves, Gaviiformes, Gaviidae. Bases 1 to 1992 code for a protein of 663 amino acids. Gene Ontology annotation, biological process: regulation of transcription by RNA polymerase II. Gene Ontology annotation, cellular component: nucleus; mitochondrial matrix. The transcript is spliced from 3 exons. Gene Ontology annotation, molecular function: DNA-binding transcription factor activity, RNA polymerase II-specific; RNA polymerase II cis-regulatory region sequence-specific DNA binding. The record is from RefSeq and is a predicted model, not a curated record.